Fomitiporia mediterranea MF3/22 is the source of this 3150-nucleotide messenger RNA. RefSeq lists its product as uncharacterized. Bases 61 to 3129 code for a protein of 1022 amino acids. The record is from RefSeq and is a predicted model, not a curated record. The transcript has 15 exons. NCBI's taxonomy places the organism in Eukaryota, Fungi, Basidiomycota, Agaricomycetes, Hymenochaetales, Hymenochaetaceae. Gene Ontology annotation, molecular function: guanyl-nucleotide exchange factor activity.
CUGCCCAAUCCGACUGAGGGACAUGAACGGCCUCCGCCACUCCCACCAAAGCCUCAAAUCAUGAACGCGGCUUCGAAUGGAACAAGCUCGGGGUCGGGGUCACAUAAUGCCCUGCUGUAUCCAGCACCGCCAAUGAAUUGGGUGCAGUAUGCUGAAGCCGCGAAUGCUCAAUAUAAUGCAGACAACGACUAUUACGAAGGAUACGACUAUAACAGACACAAUUAUGGAUAUGGAUACGGAAACGGUGGUGAACUAACACCAAAUGCAGCCCGAUCUAAUGGACACAGCGAUGAAGACUAUUUUGCGAAUCCUUAUUCGCCGAAUUCACCAAACCCGUCUGCCAAUUAUUAUGCACAACAAACACAGAAUGGAUAUGGCGUGCAUCGGCACGGCUCCAUAGGGAGUAACAUGCAACGACCAGCGAGCUACGCGGGAGGAACAGCUUCUGCUACAAGCUCGUUUGACUUGAGUGGAGGAAGCAUCGCCUUUCCCGAACCAGAGCUCCAUCGCAGCCUGUCUCAGCGUGCACACGCCCCAUCAAGUCUGCGACGAUUGCCACACCAAUCUAUAAGCGACGUUGGACCCGCAUUGACACUCCAGCGAACUGAUACGCGUUCCUCCUAUGCUCCAUCACUGCAGUCCCAGGAUUCUACGGAUGCACUAACGGAGGAGUUAUCAAAUUUGACGUUGGAGUCCGAGGAAGGAUUGACUAGAUUCCAAAAAGGAGAGCUUCCACCCAAUAAUGAAGAAUGGCAUCUGCUAGUACCCGAGACUGCGCGUGAAGCUCUCGGCGAAAAGGAGGUUCAGCGUCAAUCCAUACUGUUCGAGAUUUUCAAAUCUGAGAGAGAUUAUGUUCGCGACCUCGAGGUUGUCUUCGAUGUCAUCGUCGAUCCGUUACGAUCGAGUAAUGCUUUCAAAGAUGGUCAAGCGGAAGAUUACAUUCAUAAUGUCUUCUGGAAUAUUAGCGACGUGCUCUCGUAUCAUCAACGCAUGCUAGGUUCUCUCUUUGCGCGACAGCGAGAUCAACAUCCUCUUAUCCAGAGUGUAUCAGAUAUUAUCCUUGAAACUGUCCUUCAAUUUCAGCCAGCGUAUGAAGAAUAUAUUAAACACUACCCUCUUGCUGAGGCCCGUCAUCGCACAGAGAUCAAACGCAACCCCGCCUAUACCAAGUUUCUCCAGGAUGUUGCACAAGAUCCACGUAUCCGUAAACGCGAUCUUGUUACUUUCAUCUCUCGUCCCGUUACUCGCCUCCCACGGCUAUCCCUACUUCUCGAGACUCUCUUGAAGAAAACGGACGACGAACAUCCGGAUAGGGAGUCAUUGCCGCUGAUAACCAAUAUACUGGGUGACUUCGUGAAGAGCACACAGCCUGGUAUCGAGGCAGCGGAGAGCAAAGUCAAGUUCUGGAACGUGAUGGAGAAUUUGCGAUUCAGGAGUGGCGAAAUCAUCGACCUUGACGAACAGGACGAAAGCCGGACAUUGGUCCACUCGCAGACUCUUGCAAGAAGAUUGCGGUCUGAGAUUGAUUGGCACGGCUGGAAUGAUUUCUUUGUCGUUCUUCUCGAUCACUAUUUAUUAAUUACCCGUGAACAUAAACGGCCAGGCAGCGUAAGAUAUGAAGUUGUUUCACGACCGAUCCCUCUUGAAUAUCUUCGACUCGGUCAAUUUGAUCAACCGUCGGAAAACCGGAAAGAUAGGUCUGAGGAGGGCGGCCUCCUUGAUAGCCUACGAUACCAGACACGCCAACAAUACCCAUUUACUAUAUACCAUGCGGCAGCGAAAGCAUCGCGUCGCUAUACGCUAUAUACCAAUACUGAGGCUGCUCGUCGGAAGUGGCGCGAUGUCCUGACGGAGACGAUGGCGAUUCACCAGGCCAGGCAAGACGCCAAUAAAUGGUUCGCGCCAAGUACAAUUGAUGAUGGUGUGUUCCGUGUACGAAGUCCACGAAUACCUCUGUCGUCUACGGAGCUUUUUACGGGAGCUAUCACCGCUGCAGCCACUUUUGUCAGCGGAGGGAAGAACUUUUUCAUUGUUGGCACCGAAGGCGGUGUUUACGUAUGCAUGAGAGGAGAACCGAACUUCCGACGUGUCCUCAGCUUCCAAAAUGCCUCUUUCAUUGCUGCGCUGCAACAGCACAAUAAGAUAAUAAUUCAUACUGAUGCACUUUUGCUUUCCUACUCGAUGGAUAUCAUGGCGCGUGUAAGCCAGGAUAACUCCCCGCCAAACGCGCUCGAUGCGUCUGUAGAGAAGAUAUCUGGACAAGAUAACGUCAUCUUAGCGAAAGUUGGCUUUGUUAGAGAUCGUACUAUCGUUGCAUAUGCUUCAAAGAGCUUUAGGCAGACUACUGUGCAUACGUUUGAAGCUGCCCAACAACCAACCAUUUCGCGCUCGCGUCCUGGUAAAUCGUCGUCAUUCAGGCCAUUCGGGAAUCCUUUCUACGUGCCACGGUCAGCUAAUGAGAUGACCAUGCUAUCAAAGACGAUUGCUGUCGCGGGCGAUAAAGGCAUAACAAUCGUAGACCCAACCAACUUGUCUAGUUCUGCGAUGUUGGUUGUGCCGGAUUUCACAAAUGCCUCUUCGGACUCGAAAGUUGCUGGCUUGAAAGAACGGUGCGACGACUCGAAGCCUUUGGGUCUGGCUCGCGUUGAUAGAGAUGAAAAUAUGGUUAUAUACGAAGACUUCGCCUGUUACAUUGAUCGACACGGUCUCCCACGUCGGGACGCCGCGAUUGUCAGAUGGGAAUUCAAAGCCGUCCGCUUCGCGGAACGACAAUCCCACAUCCUACUCUUCAGCACGGACUUUGUCGAGGUUCGACACAAGGCAACGGGACAACUUGUACAAGUUAUCGAAGGUUCCGACGUACGACUUCUCAAUGCCGGGUUCUCAAAUCCUAAUUCCAACUCCGGUGCCGUGCAAUCUGAUAAUGCAUCAGUUGUUAGCGGUGAUGAUCAGGGGACGACGCUGGAUAGUGUGCCAAUACUUAUGGCGAGAAGGGGGAAGAAACAUGACGUACAUGGACAGAGCAUUGAGCUGUUGGAACUUGUUAAGACGACACCGAUUGGUAAUACGACAACGCCUGUGACUGCUUUGCCGAAUAAUCAGGUUUGGGGAGAAUGGGAUAUGAGGUAAUGGAAAUUUUAUGUGUGUGGA